Molecule: messenger RNA, 669 nt
Organism: Copidosoma floridanum
Lineage: Eukaryota; Metazoa; Arthropoda; Insecta; Hymenoptera; Encyrtidae
Product: protein unc-79 homolog
Molecular function (GO): protein binding
Source: RefSeq, a predicted model, not a curated record
UAUAGUUGUAUCACGAAAAAACUUAGCCCGGUCACUUGGUCAGCCUGCGCCAGUUUCUCAACCAAUCCAACAAGAAUUUUCUUGUCAUAUCGCUGACCUAGUUCAAGUCAUAUUUGCUUUAUUUCCGGAACAAUACAAAUCCUCACUUAGCAAUAUGUCAUCUUUGUACUAUGCUUUUACUUUAUGCCAGCUUUGGACUGUAUAUUUAGAAGAAUACGUGGCUUGUAAUCCAAGUUUUGAGAUUCCAAAUGCGAACGUCAAUAUUUUGUUGGAGUUCUGGGGUAAAGUUACACCAAGCAUUCUUCAGUUACUUACGAACUCAAAAUUGAUAACAGAUAUGGUGAAUCUCCAUUUUUUGGCACUACUAGAAGCAUUCUUAGAUUGUCACACAACUUUAUUGAAUAAGCUUCUACCAAUAUGGAAUUUACUAAUAUUUUCACCCAACAUCAAGAUGCCAGUACAUGUACUUUUACGGCUACGACACUCCCGCUACGCAUACUCACAUGCCAAUUUAGACAUGGAUUAUUCUGAACGAGGGCUUAGAUCAUACUAUUUCCAUUGGUUACGAAAAUUACAGUUCAAAAUGGGUCAAAUAGAACUGCAAUCUGCUAAUGUAACGCAAUUUUAUUCAAUAUAAAAUUAUUAUUAUAAAAGCUACAAAUUUAACAG